This is a messenger RNA of Ylistrum balloti, 1066 nucleotides long. RefSeq lists its product as uncharacterized. The transcript has a single exon. The annotation marks the transcript as partial. The record is from RefSeq and is a predicted model, not a curated record. Lineage: Eukaryota; Metazoa; Mollusca; Bivalvia; Pectinida; Pectinidae.
AUGUUCAGCUUUCAUUUACAGUAUGAAGGGCCUAGAAUUUUUCGUGAGGCUAAUAAUCUGAAGUCGGCAGUAGAACAGAUUGACAUUUUAAAAAAUAAAAUCCAAAAAGAACUUGACAACAGUCGCUGUAGCGGUCCUUUUACUGAGCCACCAUUCCCUAAUUUACAAGUUUCUCCUUUAGGGUUGGUUCCCAAAAAAGAGCCAAAUGAGUACAGAGUUAUACAUCAUUUAUCCUUUCCUGAGGGUUCUUCAAUUAAUGAUGGUAUUUCUCCGGAAUAUUCUACUGUCAGUUAUCAAACAAUUGAUCAUGCCAUUCAGCUUAUGAAAACAUAUGGGAUAGGGUCGCUAUUAGCUAAGACAGACACAGAGUCAGCUUUUCGGCUAAUCCCCAUUCAUCCAGAGGAUUAUGAACUGUUAGGUUUUAAGAUAGAGAGUCACUAUUAUUUUGAUCGGGUUCUGCCCAUGGGCUGUUCCAUUUCUUGCAGGUUGUUUGAGGCCUUCAGCUCUGCUAUUCAUUGGAUUUUAGAACACAAGUUUAACGUAGCAGGGGUAGUUCAUGUUUUGGAUGAUUUUCUUUUUGUAGGCCCUCCUAAUACUGAAAAAUGUCUCACGGAUCUAACAACUUUUUUACAAUUUUGUUUUGAUACUGCCAUUCCAAUCAAACAAAGCAAAACAGAGUUCCCCACAACCUGCCUCACUUUUCUAGGUAUUGAGUUGGAUAGCGUUGCUAUGGUUGCUCGACUCCCCAUGGAUAAAUUAGAGAAAAUGCGGGAUUGUGUGAAGUUGUUUUCUAGAUGCCGCAAAGUCACUCUUAAGGAACUCCAGUCACUGAUAGGCUUGCUUAACUUUGCUUGUAGGGUUGUUUUGCCAGGUCGCCCUUUUUUGCGUCGAUUGAUUGAUCUAACUUGUGGCUUAACAAAACCACAUCAUCACAGGAGGCUGAGCAAAGAGGCUCGGGCUGAUUUAGCCGCUUGGGGACUAUUUUUGGACUAUUUUAACGGCACAUCCAUGUUUUUAUCUGAUAAGUGGGAAACAUCAGCACAUUUACAGUUUUACACUGAUGCGA